Acyrthosiphon pisum (pea aphid) is the source of this 1406-nucleotide messenger RNA. RefSeq lists its product as uncharacterized. The coding region runs from base 678 to 1406 and encodes 242 amino acids. The record is from RefSeq and is a predicted model, not a curated record. Lineage: Eukaryota; Metazoa; Arthropoda; Insecta; Hemiptera; Aphididae. The transcript is spliced from 3 exons.
CUGGACCUUUGCCAGUGAAUUAUAAAUGGAAUAAACAUGAACAAACCGAAACACUGUUAUAUGUUAAUGAUGAUGAAGUUCCCGUUGAACUGUUUCAUUUUACCAAUAACGAAAUGUCAAUUAACAAAGAAAAAAACAGUAAAUUGUUAACGUUAGACAACUUUAAACAGCGGGCAUUGAUGAUUAUGAUGGAUGGUGUGCUGGAAAAAAAAUGGGAAGAUGAGUUAAAAAAAGAUGUGCCUAAACCUCAAUGCAUGGUAGUGUAAAUUUAUACUAAAUUGUAUAGUGUAUUAAUCAUUUUCGUUUAUAGUUGAAUAAAAAUCCUGAGGAAUUCACAGCUGAAGAUUUUAAGGCUAUAGAUAACUAUGAAAAACUAACCUUGACUUUGAACGAUGAAAGAAUAAAAUACAAAAAUAUUCUUGAAGAAGAAAAGAUAAAUAUAUACCAUCAUAUCGAAGAGAUUAUUACUGAAUUCGAUAACAAUGUAUUUAAGCUAUUUCAAAUGAGGUUGAAGUAUAAUUCAGCUAUCGAACAGGAGCACUUAAAAAUACUUAGGCUUUCAAAAAUGUUAAGUGAUAGUGAUCAACGAAAACAGAAAAUUAAAGGAUACAAGUAUGAAAAAUUUUAAUUUGUAUGACAUUUUAUGACAUUUUCAAAAUUAUGUUUUAAGUGAAAUCAUGUUGAAGUUAGAAGAAGCUAUCGUGGAGAUUGAAGAAAUUAUUGAGGAAACGAAUAAAAAAGUAUCAAAAACCGAGCCAAAUUCUUUGUUUAGUAUUAUAGAAACAUUGAAUUAUAAAAACAACAAUCUUAAUAAACGUUUUAAAUCUGAGUUUCCAUCUAAGCUCAAAUUCAAACGAGCAUUAAUUGCCUACAAUCGGAGACCUAAAAUGCACGUAAAUAAAAAUUAUUCGUCAUUACUCGGUUACCAGUUUGUCGACACAAUUAUGAAUCCAACAGAUGAUAAACUACAUAUUUUGACCGCAGAGUUUGUUAAAUACUUAGAUACACUCAAUAUGUAUGAUGAUUAUAAAUAUGUAGAAGAUUAUAAUCUGAAAAUGAGCAGAGAAACUUGGCAUAAAGUUUGCAAUUUUAGACGUAUGCAAAUUGAAUAUGAAUUUAAUAUCAGUACUUGUCAAAAAGACGCAACAGAGAACGAUUAUUUAUUAGAAAGCUUAAAGUACAUUAAAGAAAAAAAGGAAGCUAUGAUUGAGGAAUUAAAGAUAUCUGAAAAUAGACUUGAACAUCAAGAUUUAUACUAUGAAGUUGAUCCCGAGAUUCAAUUAGUAGUAAAACAUGGAAACGUUGAAACUGUUCUAACAGGAAACUUCAGUGAUUUUAAAAAUACGUCACUUAUUUCUAAAAAUGCUAUAGAUGAAGUAAACGCAGAAAUUAAAGUAUGCUAUUAA